UUGUACAUAUUUUUAUAUUGUAACAUGAUCACGGCAUUUUUUCAUCUGACUGUCCUACUGAUCAAAUGUCAAAAGUCAAAACAAUAAUACAUACAAAAGAUUCAAAAUGUGUAGGUAUUAAUCUCAAUAAACUGGUAUGAAAAUGAUGAAAACAGGCCUAACAUCACAUAGACCUUUGUCAGGUCAAUUGUAUAAAUACACAAAUGUAGUGAAGGGAUGGCAGCAAAGAUGGUUUGCUGUUGAUCCUGAGACUGGUGUUCUAUCUUAUUAUCUUUAUGAUGGACCAGGAGACACAAUACAGCCUGGACAGCCGGCCAGGGGGGAGGCUCAUUUAGCCGCAGCAGUGAUAUGCCCAAGCGAUGAAGACUCCAGGACCUUCACCAUAAACUGCGCGUCCGGCGACAUGUUGAAGCUGAGAGCUACCGACGCCCGCGCGCGCCAGGAGUGGGUCGACGGGCUCAGGGCCAUUGCUGAGAUACAUACCAAGGCGAUGGGGGCCAACCCGCCCCUGCAGCCGAGAGAGCAGCUCGCGGUCCACGACGCCAUGGCGUCGGCCAGGCAGCAGCUACAAGCGACCGAACUCAGUGACGCAGCCCUCGCGCGCUGCAUAGAGUCUUCAGAUUCUCCCUUCCCUCACACGGAUCCUGAUUUGUUACUUUUGAAGGCGACGUCUGCGGCCAGCAUGCAGUGUCUGCUGCAGUGCCUGGGCGUGCUGCACCGCCAGCAGCAGUACGCCACGCUCACCGUCUCCUCCAAGCAUUCCGACAACGAACAUUAGGACCUAACUCAAGUGUUUAUUGUAUUCUUUGAUGUGUUCAAAUUCAUUCAUUAAGACCAGGUUGCCGGAACGAGUCAAUGCGACAUACGAUUUUAUUUUUAUUUAUUUACUUAUAACUUAUUUACUUAUAACUAUGUUAGUUUGAAUAGAAUUAUAAAAUAGAAUACCAAUUUAUUUCCCUCUUCACUCCCAAUUCCAAUGAUCUGUAUGUUUUUACUUAAGAGAAAAUAUGAACAUAUCACACCUUUAGAAUUAAAGAGGCCUGUUUCAAAAAAUUUGGGUUUCGGCUUUAAUUCAAAAAUGGACCUAUAACAACCCUUUUUAGCGACUCUUAACAAAUGACCAAAAGUAGCUUAAAAAGGGACAAACUUAUCCAUCGGUCUCUUUCACCCCGUCCCCUUCCUCUUACAUCUUUUUCGAGAAAACUUUAUUCGAUGUUUUCCAAAAAACAAUUUUAAGAGUUGGGUUUCUAUAAUUCGAAAGGUGCGAUGUCCGGCAGUCUAGUGCUGAUGAUGCGUCGCUCAUUGAUUACAAUAGUGACACUAUGUAUGCGGCCAUGUUCGAACCCCCACGGGUCUCGUGUAAACAUUUUUGUAUGAAAAGCGAACUGUCACCAAUAAACUGUUCCUUCCUAUUCGAUCCCAAGAUAAGAUUUUUAUUUCUUCACUAA
Messenger RNA from Bombyx mandarina (wild silkworm), 1448 nucleotides. Its product is annotated as oxysterol-binding protein-related protein 11. Gene Ontology annotation, molecular function: sterol binding. NCBI's taxonomy places the organism in Eukaryota, Metazoa, Arthropoda, Insecta, Lepidoptera, Bombycidae. Gene Ontology annotation, cellular component: cytosol; membrane. The record is from RefSeq and is a predicted model, not a curated record.